GAGCAAUGGUUAUAUUGUAAACAGUCGCUAUUAUGUGUGUUUGAUUUCGUGUUACGUGAAAUCUUAAUUUUAAUAUUUGACAAUAAUUGAUUGUUAGUGUAAAUGUCUGUUGUUUUUUAAUACUGUUGCAGAUUAAAAAUUUUUCUGUCAAUUAUCUUAAGUUUGAUUUUAUCGCUGGUCUAUAUAAAAUUAAAAUUUUAAAUCGUUAUAAUGUUUGGCUUCAAAAUCUUAAUGUUUUCAUUGAUGUUUUUUAAUGAACAAGUGUUAAGCAUCGAAAAUAGUUAUGCCUAUUAUUUAACGCAACGUGAAAAACUGAUUACCGAAGAACAGUUAGUAUCAUUCGGUGCUAAUAUUACGUUAAAUGAGGAAGAACAGCGAGCAAACGAUAUUCUAAUGAAAUAUAAACACGAGGAAUUAAAGACAGCUUUCAGGGACCCAAAGUCCUUUCUACCCUCGAAAAGCUUUCUCCGAGUCUCGGAGUCGAUUUCUCGCUCGAAAGUCUUCCGCUUUAUUCGACAAAUGCCAAAAGGCGGUGUCCUCCACGCUCACCUCUCUGCUGUGAAUUCCCGUAAUUUCAUCCUGGGCAAUAUCACACGUCGACCAAAUCUCUACGUCUGCCGCAAGCUCGAUCUUUCGCUCAAGCUCAAGUUCCUCGACGAGUCUUCGUUGCAGAGAACAAAGGAAUGCAACUGGGAAUUGUUGGCCGAGGCAAGGGUCAGGGAUAAAACGAUCGAUGAGGAGAUCGCUGAAGCGUUGAGUAUGUUCGCGGACAAUCCGUACGGAUGCGGUAAGGGGAUCGAUGAGGCGUGGAAGAAAUUUUUGAGUAUUUUCAAGUUCAUCAAGUCUCUGGUUACUUAUAGACCUGUUUACGAAGAUUUUCUAUACCACAUAAUGGAGGAGCUUUACGAAGAUAACGUACAGUUCAUCGAAGUGCGAACACCGUUCUCAGCGCUGUACGAAUUGAAUGGUUACCAGUACACACACCUCCAGGUGCUUCAGAUCUACCAGAAAAUCGUCGACCGAUUUGUCAAGGAUUAUCCUGACUUUGCUGGUGUGAAAUGGAUCUACUCUCCCCAGAGAAACGUGCCUCUGUCGACUUUCAUGGAAUACGUCAAUACGUUCCGAGCUUUAAAGGAUGUACAGCCAGAUCACGUUGUCGGUUUUGAUCUCGUUGGUCAGGAGGACAAGGGUCGACCACUUAAGGACUUUGCUAAGGAGCUGCUGGCUCUCGGAAAGGAGACAAGCUUCUUCUUUCAUGCUGGAGAGACUAACUGGAACGGAAUGCAGACUGAUGAGAAUUUGAUUGAUGCUGUUUUGUUGAACACCAAGAGGAUCGGACAUGGAUACGCUCUAGCAAAGCACCCAAAGUUAAUGCAGCUAGUCAAGGAGAAGAAGAUAGCGAUCGAAGUGAGCCCGAUUUCAAAUCAAGUUCUGAAACUUGUGAAGGAUCUCAGAAAUCAUCCUGCGAGUUAUUUCUUCGCGUUAGAUCUGCCGGUAGUGGUGUCGAACGACGAUCCAGGCUUCUGGGGUGCCAGAGCACUGAGCUACGACUUCUACGAGGCCUUUGUUGGUAUCAUGUCGAGCAGAGCUGAUUUGAGGGCUCUGAAACAGCUGGCACUGAAUUCCAUCGUCUACAGUAGUAUGAACGAUACGGAGAAAAAAAGUGUGAUGGAGAUAUGGGAAAAACGGUGGGCGAGUUUUAUUUCGAAAAUCGUUCGUAAUUUUUAAAGGGGGGUUUAUGGUGCUUGUUUUUAUGUUAGAUAAAGUAAUGGAACAAUGGGUCUGAAUAAUUUAUUUGUAAGAUAUAAUUAAGAGGCUAAAAAAUUGUGAUAGAAUAAUUGUGUAUCAACGUAAAUUUAUAUUUUUGUACUGCUCGUUUUUAUUCUGUUUACGUUAUCAUUUAUUGGUUUUGUAUUUGUACGUAUUAAAAACGGUGGUCGAGUUUUAUUUCGAAAAUCGUUCGUAAUUUUUAAAGGAGGGUUUGCGGUGCUUGUUUUUAUGUUAGAUAAAGUAAUGGAACAAUGGGUCUGAAUAAUUUAUUUGUAAGAUAUAAUUAAGAGGCUAAAAAAUUGUGAUAGAAUAAUUGUGUAUCAAUGUAAAUUUUUAUUUAUAUUUAUUACAAACUCGAUAUAAUAUGCAAUGUAUCUGUAGAAAUUGUUAAAUGAUUAUUUGCAGUUUGAGUACAUGAACGUCGUAUAGGUAUACCUCUUGUGAUAACGACGUGAUGUUAUUAAAUAUAAUCUUAGCAGAGA
Nasonia vitripennis (jewel wasp) is the source of this 2252-nucleotide messenger RNA. RefSeq names its product adenosine deaminase 2-like. The transcript has 5 exons. Gene Ontology annotation, molecular function: adenosine deaminase activity. Gene Ontology annotation, biological process: inosine biosynthetic process; adenosine catabolic process. The coding region runs from base 211 to 1728 and encodes 505 amino acids. The record is from RefSeq and is a predicted model, not a curated record. Lineage: Eukaryota; Metazoa; Arthropoda; Insecta; Hymenoptera; Pteromalidae.